UCUAGACUAAAGUGGCUGAUAAGUGUAUUUUCUAAUGUUACACAGUGUCAAAGAACUUCAUGCUUUUGAAAAUGCAGACAAAAUGACAUCAGAUUUUUUAAAUCUACUGAGUGGCACAUUUCUAACAUUCCAUCUUCUGUUGGCCAGUUAGCAGGAGCAAAGGCUUAAUUAUGGCUGCGGUUAAAUUAUCUUAACCUACCAUUAGAGUCUUAAGUUCCAGGUGACUCUGGGGGAGAGGCUAAGAGACCAAGACACUGUCCUAUUGUCUCAUUUAUUUGAAAAGGCUGGUACAACACUAUUAGUGCUGACCAAAGACAGCAACCGGUGCUAAACAUUUACUAUGAAGAAGCUUGAAAUUUCAUUUUGUGUUUUCAAAAAAGCUCUCAGAGCAAUCUUGUGAUUGCCCCAAAGGAACAAUGGAGGACACUGAUGAUGACAUAGCUGUUAUUGGGAUUGGAUGCAAUUUUCCUGGAGGUGAGGGGGUGGACAGUUUCUGGAGAGUUCUGUUGGAGGCAAAGAACUGUGUGGUGGAUAUUCCAGCUGAGAGGUUUGACACCACUCUUUGGUAUGAUGCAGAAGGUAACAAACCUGGGAAGAUGCAGACAACCAAAGCAGCUCUAAUAGAAGGGUUUAAUGAGUUUGAUUACAAGUUUUUUGGUAUUACUGAAUCGGAGGCUGACUUCAUGGACCCUCAGCAGAAACUUCUGCUGCAGUGUACCUACAGGGCAUUAGAGGAUGCAGGAAUAGCUAUGGAAAGCAUCAGUGGAACCAGAACUGGUGUCUACAUAGGUCUUAUGAACAGGGAUUAUGAGAUGCUCAGAAAUAAUAGCGCUGGCACAAUAACCCACUACAAUGGCACUGGGACGGCCAUGAGUCUUGCAGCCAACAGGAUUUCCUUCACCUUCAAUCUGACUGGCCCCUCUUUUGCCAUCGACAGCGCCUGCUCAUCAUCUUUGGUGGCUCUUCAUGUAGCCAGCCAGGCUAUAAAGCAAGGAGACUGUGAAAUGGCUCUAUGUGGAGGAGUUAGCUGUAUAAUUGAGCCGAGGGUAUUUGUUGCCCUCAGCAAGGCAAACAUGAUCUCACCUGAAGGAACGAGCAAACCUUUUUCCACCCAUGCAGAUGGCUAUGGCAGGGGAGAGGGCUGUGGUGUAGUACUUCUCAAGCCUUUGAAACGUGCUUUGAGAGACUCCAACAAAAUAUGGGGUCUUAUCAGCAAGACAGCAGUCAAUCAAGAUGGGCACUCGGUCACUCCAAUCACCAAACCCUCCAUGGUUCAACAAGAGGAGCUGCUGAGAAGAAUCUACUCUCACUCAGACAUCAUGAACGUUCAAUAUAUAGAGGCACAUGGGACAGGAACCCUUGUUGGAGACCCAAUAGAGGCGGGAAGCAUCUCGAAUGUCAUUGCUAGACCCACUCGUUCUGAGACACUGCUGAUUGGGUCUCUGAAGGGCAACGUUGGACACACAGAAUCUGCAGCUGGAGUGGCUGGACUCAUUAAGGUACUGCUAAUGAUGAAGCACGGCAUUAUUGUUCCCUCAGUUUUCUACUCUGAAGAUAAUGCAAGUGUAGAUGUAAAAGCCCUGAAUCUGAGUAUUCCAACUAAAUCUAUAAGAUGGGAGACAAAUGGGCCAAUGGGAAGGGUGGCUGGGAUCAACAGCUUUGGGUUUGGAGGCACAAAUGCACAUGUAAUUGUAAGGCAGUAUACAAAUGCUACAGUUCCCACUCCAACACCGAAAGACUGUCCAAAAGUCUUUGCCAUAUCCGCAGCAUCUGAGAAAUCAUUAACCCUGUCCAUCAUUGACACGCAUGAAAGACUUUCCAGGAGCCAGUCAGUUGACUUGCAGGCACUCUCAUACACCUCAGCAUGCAGAAGAAGUCAUUACAAACACAAAUAUAGGAAGGCCUUCCUAAUAUCCUCUCUCUCAGAUUUAGAACACCAGUUAAUGUCUGCAGUGAAGGCAAAGGUUCAGGCAGUGAGGUCUAACAACCAGGUGAUCUUUGUGUUCUGUGGAAAUGGGGUGGCCUACAAGGGGAUGUGCAGGCAGCUAAUGAGUAAGGUUCCUGUUUUCAGUGAUAAGGUGAGAGAAAUUGAGACUCUCUUCCAGAGUUAUGGAUCUUUCAGCAUGAGUAGAUGGCUUGCUGGUGAGCAUGAUAACAAUGAUUUCAAUGAGUCAAAUGUUGUGCCAACUCUUCUAUUUGCGAUUCAGGUCAGCAUUGCUACUCUUCUGAAGCAUUGGGGUAUUAAACCUGAUGCCGUGCUUGGCCACUCGGUUGGAGAGGUUGCUGCCGCUCACUGCUCUGGUCUCUUGUCCUUGGACAAUGCUGUCAAAGUGUUGUACCACCGUAGUACUCUCCAGGCCAAAGUCAAAGGAGGGAAAAUGCUUGUGGUUGGCAAUGUGGCUGUAGAUAAGGUAUUAAAAAUUCUUCCGAACUUUACUGGGAAAAUUAGUGUAGCUGCUUUUAACAGCCCUCAGUCCUGCACUCUGUCAGGAGAUGCUGAUGCCAUAGACAUCCUCCAUGAGAGGCUGAAGAGCAUCUUUAAAGAUGAAACUCUCUUCCUUCAUGUCUUAGAUGUUCCAGCAGCCUACCAUAGCUAUAUGAUGGAUCCAGUAUUAGAGGACAUUAAGAGAAGAAUAGAUGUUUUAGAUACCAGCAACAUGGAGUGCAAACUGUUUUCAACAGUGACUGGAGACAAGUUUUCAGAUGGUGAUUUCAGCUCUGGCACAUACUGGGCCAAGAACAUCCGAGAGCCUGUUUUAUUUGAACAAACGCUCCGUGCUGCCAUCAAAGACAAGUCGACGAGGGGAAAUGUGGUCUUUGUGGAGAUUGGACCUCGUAGGGCUCUCCACAGGAACAUAUGUGAGACCCUGGGCAAUGAUACCGUAGUUCUUUCCACUGCAAACCCUGAUAAGGAUUAUGAUACAAUCCUCUCGACAGUAGCAACGCUAUUUGAACUUGGCAUGAACGUUGACUGGCAUCAGCUCUACAGGGGUUCUGAGACAUUGCCCACAGCUCUUCCAGUCUACCAGUUUGACAACACAAAGAAAGACCUGAAUUUUGAAUCAUUGCGGAAAGGUGACAAGCCAUCUUCCUUUACUCCCCAUACACUCAUAUCCCAGAUAAAGAGGGAUAACAAAGAGUUCAUGAGCAAACUCUCUUCAGAGACUGUGCCAUAUCUUUGGGAGCAUAAAAACAACAGCAUUUCCAUUGUGGCGGGUGCAUUUUACGUCGAACUAGCUUUUGCCUCUGUGAUGGCAAGUUUUAAGCCAAGAAAAACUAUUUCCCAGCUCCAUCUCAGUGUUAGAUUUGAAAGUGUGUUAACACUCAACUCACACUCUCAACAGCUGAAAGUGAUAGUAGAACAUGGAGAGAAGGAGGGCUCAUUUGCAAUACAGUCCUCUGCUGCAACGCAUGCCUCUGGGAGAUACAGAUGUACAGAUAUCAAGCCGUUGUUAGAGGAAUCACACAUUUGUCCUCGAAUGAUCUUCCAACGGUGCAAGUUGGUUUGGACGAGAAAUGAGAUCUAUUCAAUUCUUUCUCAAGCAGGAUUUGAGUAUGGCCCUGUUUUCAAACAGCUUGAUAAUGUGCAUUUUGGGGAUGAAUUCAAGGAAGCUGUGAUGGAAAUUCAAGUCCCUGGUGAUCUUCUGAAACAUCUUCAUGAUUAUUUUAUUCAUCCUGUGCUACUUGACUGUUUUCUGCAAAUGACUGCGAUGGUAGCAAUAGGACAGCUAACAGUCAAGCAGGGAUUCCCUUCAGGUAUUACAGAUAUAGCCAUAUCAGGACCACUGCAGGAAGAAAUGGUUAUGUACUUGCGAGCAACUCAGGAGACUCCUGACUUUACUGAUGUGUGUGGUUGCUUUUCCACAAGAGAGGGCAACGUAUUAGUGGAACUUAAGGGUGUCAGGAUUUCAUUCUUGGGAUGCAGCUCAAAUGUUUCCCAGUCAUUGUUCUUCCAAAAUGAAGCAGUUACUGUUGAAGAAGAAUUGCAAAAUGGCAAAAUAAGAGCAAUUGUUUUUGAAGAUAACCUCUGUAUUGCUGAAGGACUCAGGCCAUAUUUGCACCCAGAAUCAAUCACUGUGGAGCGCAAAAAGCACUUGAAGGCAUACCAAGUUCGAAAUUUAGUGCUCCAGUGUCUCACCAGCAGAGUGGAUGUGGAAAAUGUCCUCUUCCUUUGGGGUGCUGAUAACCUCACUCAUCUUUCAUCUGAAAAGAUGCUGCACUGCUUGGUGACUUGCUGUGAGAUUUUUCGCCAGAUUGUUCUGGCUGUGAAAGAGAGCAAACGCUCCUGCUCAAUCCAUGUCAUUACUUACAGAUCAUCAGAAAUGACUGUGGACCAUGUCGGCCCUGGUUUUGCACUGUCUGGUAUGAUAAGGGCUUGUGCAGCAGAGAUGGCAGAUCUUUCUUUUCAGCUGAUUGACCUUGCUUCUGUGACCAGUGAAAACUUGCAAACACUUGCUCAGGUAAUAAACACCUGCAAACACCAAGAGGUUUGGAUCAGUAAAGGGCAGGCAGCAGUAACAAAAAUGGCACGGACCACAUUGACAGAUAAAGCUUUGUUUAAUGGUGAAACACAGUCAAUGAAUCCAAGAGACUUUGUUCUACAAAGUACUGAUCCAUACAGUAUAGCCCAUUUGUCUGCCACCCACUGUGACACUAAUGGAAAAGCUCUCCAAGAGAAGACAGUGGAAAUUAAGCUAAUCAGUGUUUGCCUGCAUUCAUCAGAUUACUUCCCUGUGACCACUUCUCAACUGAUCUUUGGCAAGACAAUGUACUGGAACAAGCAUACAUCACUGAAUCACAAACUUCUGGCUCUAGAUUUCAGUGGCAUUGUCACAGCUGUUGGGAAAAAUGUCAAUAAUCUGAGAGUUGGAGACCAUAUUGCGUCAUGUUACCCAGUUCAUGCCACGGCAAAGAUUGUAAUUCCUGAAACAGUGUGCUACAACAUUAAGUCAUUUCCAUUUCUAAAAGAGACUCCAUGUGUGUCUUAUUUCAUACUGGCGUGGGAGAUCUUGCAAAGAAUACUGUUUGAAGAUAAAAAACAGCACAGAAAGUUGACUAUUGUUUCCCCAAACUCUGCCUCUGCUCUGACGAAGGUUCUGGCUCUCACAGCAGCCAGGUCAGGCUGGAGUGUUUCCUCUCAGUCACAUUUCACUGGAGAACUUCCAUGUUUUGAUGAGAGUCAUGCAUUCGUUCUCUUGCCACCAUUUAAUGACGCUUGGCAGGAGAUGUAUGACAAUGGGGCUCUUGAAAAACACAUUAUUUUCGUGUUUAGCAGUCAUAUGCCACCGUCAGUCUCAGACAGACUGUUUACUCUGAAGAGUGAACACAUUCAUGUGCAUAAACUCGAUGUGGCUUAUGUUCUCCAGAAAGCCUAUCUACAAGCACGAAGCAGGAAUAUCUGUAGCUGGUUAAAAUCAUUAGGCUUUGAUACAGGAUCUUUACCUCUAAGAAGGGGGUUGUAUCUUGUAUCAGACUCAAAAGGGUCCUGGUCUAGUACAAUUCCUGAGUCCUAUUUCACAACAAAGACAGUUCAGCAAAUGGUUUUAGGCCAUGAAGAAUCUUGUAGCCUGGCAUCUGAAAUCCCUUUGCUUGCAAUGCCUGGACAACUCUUUAAACAAAGUUGUGCUUAUAUUGUAACCGGUGGGCUGUCUGGUUUGGGACUUGAGACAGUUAAGUUUCUGGCCCACAAUGGUGGAGGUUGUAUUGCAACUCUGUCAAGAAAAAACCCUUCUAAUAAAACACAGUUUGAAAUGGAUCUCCUGCAGAAAAGAUACAGGGUUACUAUCAUAAACAUCCAGUGUGAUGUUUCUGUGAUGAUGCAGGUAGUUGAUGCAAUUGCAAAAAUUGGUGAAACAUUCCCUUCUUGCCCUAUCAAAGGGGUGUUUCACAGCGCUGCAGUGUUGCAUGAUGCAUUGACUGAAUCUCUUGAUGAGUCUCUUUUCAGAAAGGUGCUGCAGCCCAAAGUCUGUGGUGCUUUAAAUCUCCAUUAUGCAACACUGCACAACAAACUGGACUUCUUUGUGUGCUAUUCUUCCAUCUCAUCAGUCAUUGGCAAUGCCUCACAAUGUAACUAUGGCGCAGCCAAUUCUUUCCUCGACCUGUUCUGCCAUUAUCGACGAAAUCUCGGGCUAGCUGCACAGUCCAUCAACUGGGGUCCUUUGAACCUUGGUCUCCUGCUGAACAAAGAUCAUUUACAAAAGUUUCUAGAGGCAAAGGGGAUGAUGAUAAUGGAUGCUUGCGAGGUUCACGAGACACUUAAAAAGAGUCUUUUGAUGAACAGACCCCAACAGGUAAUAUGCAAAUUCAACUUUAAAAAUCUCAGUGUCCAUGUUCUUUCGCAAAAUGGGUCUCUCAGAGAGCGAUUGUUACCUUUGGUAGAAAUGGAGCUCAAAGAUGAAGUACAUGACAAACCCAAAACCCAAAGUUCUUCCACAUAUGAACAUGUGAGCAAUAUUGUGAGUGAAAUAAUCAAUGUAACUGCAGAGGAACUGGAUCAUGACCCCAAUCUGUGUGCUUUGGGGAUUGACUCGAUGUUAGCAAUGACUCUGCAGAACAAGAUUUUCCAGGAGACAGGUGUAAAUAUACCUUUGGUUGUAAUACUGGACCCGAACAGUACACUUACCAGUUUGGUAUCUAAUGUGUUAAAAAGUGAAUAAUUAAUUGCUAUUCGAUUACUACAGAUGCCAUUUUAACUAAAUGGCUACAUUUGUCCAACCUGUAAAAUAGACCCCAGGCAGUGUUUUCAAAGAUAAUUGAGUAGAUGGUGCUAAAUAGCUAAAAUAAAUAUUUACCCAGCUUCUAGACAAACAAACCCUAAAUUCCAUUUUACUUUUCUACAUUUAUUGUAUUGAUUGUAUGUAUAGUUUUUAAAUGAUGUUAAAGUCCUUUAAGUUGGGUUGCAGUGAAGAAAAUGUCACACAUACAUUGCUAACAUCCUGCUAAUGCAGGGGUGGGCAA
Messenger RNA from Oreochromis niloticus (Nile tilapia), 6957 nucleotides. It is a transcript of the gene pks1, whose product is annotated as polyketide synthase 1. Gene Ontology annotation, molecular function: 3-oxoacyl-[acyl-carrier-protein] synthase activity. The record is from RefSeq and is a predicted model, not a curated record. The transcript has 6 exons. Gene Ontology annotation, biological process: fatty acid biosynthetic process. NCBI's taxonomy places the organism in Eukaryota, Metazoa, Chordata, Actinopteri, Cichliformes, Cichlidae. Bases 417 to 6656 code for a protein of 2079 amino acids.